Molecule: messenger RNA, 729 nt
Organism: Linderina pennispora
Lineage: Eukaryota; Fungi; Kickxellomycota; Kickxellomycetes; Kickxellales; Kickxellaceae
Exons: 1
Coding region: 232-621 (129 amino acids)
Source: RefSeq, a predicted model, not a curated record
CCGUUAUUGCGGUCCAUCAGACGCUUGUACUUGCUCAGAUCCUGGAGCCACCAGGCGCGGCCGCUCUUGCCCUUCUUCCUCCUCCCUUGCCUUGUGGCCUGCCGCUGGCUACUGGUGCUAGAGCCAACGCUCAUAAACGACGAGUCGCUAGAAUCAGAGUAGUACUCAUCCUCGAGCUGCGCCUCAGCCAGCCGAUUCUCGUGUUCGUUUUCGUGAUCCAGAUCAUCGAAGAUGCCACGCGCCUUGUGCUUGCCCUGGCUGAGCAGAAUCUCGAUCGGAAUCCACGCCGGCCAGAUAGCAUCAGGCUGCUUGUUGCGCGCAGCAUCGCCGUCAAUGCGCGAUCCAUACGUGCAGUCGACAAAGUACUCAGCCUGGCCCACAAAAUCGUCGCGGCUGGCCUGUGAACACCUGGAUAUUCUCGAUCUCGACCAAGCUGCGCGUCUUGACAAUGGACUCAUCAUCGGGCGGCCUCACAAUCUGCCUGCCACCGGGCGCCAUUCCGUCCAUCGCCAUCUUGUCGUUGAACUCGUCGCUGUUGCUCAGCAGAAUGCGGUGCAGCUGCACCCGUUCGGCAACAGCAAUGACAGAGCUGGUACUGGUCUUCUCGUCGACGCGCAGUGACACCUGCGAGUUGAGGAACUCGACUAGGAACGAGUAGUACGGGUGGUAGUGCGAAAAGUCGUCCCAGAACUUGCGCAGCCCUUUCUCGAACUUGUUGUCGGCGGUCUU